Molecule: messenger RNA, 884 nt
Organism: Lonchura striata (white-rumped munia)
Lineage: Eukaryota; Metazoa; Chordata; Aves; Passeriformes; Estrildidae
Source: RefSeq, a predicted model, not a curated record
GCGGCGAGGGCGAAGCGGGGCAGCGCCGCCUCCUUCCUCCUCCUCCUCCUCCUCUCCUCCUCCUCCUUCCAGCCGGUGCCGCGGAGCGCAGGAGCCACCGGGGGCGGGAGCGGCCCCGCAUGCGGCCGGUGCCCGCGGGGGGAUGCGCCGCGCCCCGGCCCCGCCGCCGCCGCCGCCGCAAACUUUCCGCGGGGCCGUGAACCGGCAGGAGGAGGAGGAGGAGGAGAGCGACAAAUCCCUGAGGGGGCGACCCCAAAAAAAAACCCUAAAAAAGAAAAACUACCCCCAAAAGCGGCGCUUUUCCCAGCCAGCGGUUCCUCGGUAAAACUUACCGAACUCGGCGUGGGGAAGCGGCGGGAGGAGGAGAACCGGGAGGGGAAGAACCGGGAGGAGGGAACCGGGAGGAGAGAACCGGAGAAGAACCGGGAGAAGAAGAACCGGGAGCAGAACCGGCACCGAAAGCAGAACCGGGAGCAGAAGCAGCAUCGGGCGGGGAAGAACCGGGAGGAGGAGAAGCACCGGGAGAAGCACCGGGAGGAGCACCGGGAGCGGCGGCAGCACCGGCAGGCUCCGCUCGAUGCGGCGCUGAGCCCCCGCGGCCCCGCGGAGCCAUGGCCAUGGUGGCCGGCGCUUGGGGCGAGCCGAACGGCGGCGGAGCCGGCGGCACCGGAGGCGGCGGCGGCGGAGCGGAGGAGGCGGCGUCCCCCGGCGGCGGCGGCAGCGACGCGGAGCACGGCGAGGAGGAGCGGCCCGGGGCCGGCGCGGACUGCGUGGUGUGCGGGGACAAAUCCAGCGGGAAGCACUACGGGGUGUUCACCUGCGAGGGCUGCAAGAGCUUCUUCAAGCGCAGCAUCCGCAGGAACCUCAGCUACACCUGCAGGUGA